Schistosoma rodhaini is the source of this 1474-nucleotide messenger RNA. The record is from the annotation of a GenBank genome assembly. NCBI's taxonomy places the organism in Eukaryota, Metazoa, Platyhelminthes, Trematoda, Strigeidida, Schistosomatidae.
GUUUAAAACCUUAUGCGUUCAGCGCAUUUCUGUCUAACAUUUUAUUUCGCUACUCAAAAAUAGGGCGAAAUAACUAUCUCUCAUUACAAAUAAAGAUAUUAAUGAUAUAAAUAGUUGUAAUUAGCUUAUUUUCAUGAAUCUAUCAUUGAUCAAAAACUAGUGAAGCAUCUUUUCUGUAUCUUAUUCAUAUGAAUUGUCACAUAUCCUACGACAGAUAGGACUAAAUCAUAUUCAGUUUAUUUGAUCCCAGUUUGUCCCUAAACUAAAGAUGGCAAAAGUGAAUUUUGACCUGUUGAUGUGAUUUUAUGACCAAAUAGUCCAGUUUAAUUGCAAGUGAUAUGAAUCUAAGCUUUUAAAUGCAUAAUAUCCCACGGUAUCUAAUCAUUUUAAUGCUGAUACUUUUCUUUUUUCCAGACCAAUCUGAGUCAUGAAUAGAUCACAGCUUGCUGUUCGCAAUUUAAAUUUAAUUGGUGGAAAUCAACAUGGGCUGACUGAUUUAUGUGGGCUGUCAUUCAGUAUUUGAUGUCGAUCGCAUCACUUUUACUCACCCGGUGUCAGUGAGAUAGAUGAAGAAAAUGUAUAUCCACUGUUAACUGGAGGAUUAAAUCGAAUGACAUUUUUCUCAACAACUUCAUCAAAUUCAUCUUUAGCCUCAGGAUUAUCAGACACAAAUUUUAUUAAUUUAGAGCAAGCAGCAGCUACUGGUAGCAGUAGUAGUACAACUAAUCGUUUUGGAUUUUCUGACGGAUUAAUAAAUCAUGAACAUACUGAUAAUCAUAGACAACAUUUAAAUACGGUCCAGACUAACAGUUCUCAUAAUUUUUCAAGAUUUAUAUAUAAUCCAUUAAAUGUUUACGAUGCUGGCGAGAAUUUACCAGCAGUUGCAAAUUCUGAACGUUACAGGCAAACAUAUAGUCUUAAUUUUAUACAAAAUACUAGUGAUUCUAUUAGUAAUGAUUCUGGAGUAUCUCCAUACUGUUCAAUUGUAUCAUUCCAAAAUAAUAUGAAUGGACAAAAUUUCUGUAUUGACUGCCGUUAUAAUCAUGUAAUGAUAAGUGGACAAAUGUGUACAUGUAGAUGUCAUAAUGAGUCAAAAGAAGUCACAACAAUACCAAUACUAAAUUUCAGUACCAAUACGAGGGGUGCUCAAUUUUUCAAUCGACCCUUAUCGUCUGAUAACUAUCCGACACCAACUAAAUAUUCGUGGAACAGCACCUCAUCAUUAUCAGAACCAAUGGCACACCAAGUUCUCCCUCCACUUACAAAUGCAUUAACUGAACAAUGUCAUCAUAAUUCCGUUAAUAAUCAUAAUACAUUCCGCUAUUUUGGUGUAUAUUCUGCAUUUACAACCGAUUACUCUCCAAGAGGAUACGAUUCAUCGAAUGGCUUAUCUUCUCCAUCAAUGCUAGAAUUAACCGGUGAUGUAAGAACAGUAAAUUUUGUUUCUCACGAUCAACCUCCAUUAAGAACAUGA